AUGGGGGUACAUAUAUUUGAUAGCGCUCACGACGAUCUAAUUCAUGAUGUUGCCUACGAUUUUUACGGUAAACGUCUAGCAACGUGCUCUUCGGACCAAAAAGUUAAAGUAUGGGAGUACAACCAAGACAAUAAAUGGGAACUCGUUGACAGUUGGAAGGCACAUGAUUCUUCUGUUUUGAAAGUCUCGUGGGCGCACCCAGAAUUUGGUCAAGUGUUAGCCACCUGUUCUUUCGAUCGUACCAUACAUAUAUGGGAAGAACAAGAACAUGAGGCAAGGAAUAGUGGAAAACGAUGGAUAAAUAAGGCGACCUUAAGAGAUAGCACCAGUUCUGUGCAGGACAUUGAAUUCGCCCCUAAUUUUUGGGGGUUGAAGCUUGCCUCUUGUACCGCCGAUGGAACACUUCGAAUAUACGAGGCACUCGAAGUAAAUAAUUUAACACAAUGGAACGGAACAGAAGAAAUAUCAAUCACAGGACACACCACAAAAGAAUCAGAUGGAAACUAUUGCCUAUC
Molecule: messenger RNA, 515 nt
Organism: Acaulospora morrowiae
Lineage: Eukaryota; Fungi; Glomeromycota; Glomeromycetes; Diversisporales; Acaulosporaceae
Source: the annotation of a GenBank genome assembly